AUGAAAUCCAUGCAGGGAUCCGGUGAAAGUUCUCUGACGUUUACGGAAAUAUGCACCACAGCCCCCCACGCCGGAGUGUGCAAGGGCGCAUUCACAUAUUGGUUUAUAGGCUUCCACAUUGUCUCUGGUAUCCUCCAGCGCGAGCCUGAAUGCCAGAUCCACGUCAUUGAUACCAACACAAGUCGGAACCGGGUCGUCGGCGUCAACUAUCAUACUGCUGACAUCUCCUCAGCUACGGACGUCGACGCUGUAUUCACUGCAGCCCAGCCGAAGACGAUCUUCCACGUGGCUUGCCCAGACUCCACUGUCCAACAGCCAGAAGUCUUUCAAAGAGUAAAUGUUGGCGGCGCUCGCAACCUACUCGCAUCUACAAAACGAACCAAGGGGGUCCAAGCUUUUGUCAACACUUCCACAUCAUCUGUCAUACACGACAACCUGACCGACCUAUUUGACGCCGACGAAACCUUCCCGGUUCUCAAAUACCCACAGCAGAAGCGAGUUUACACACUGACCAAGGCAGAGGCUGAGGGAGACAUCCUCGCUGCCAACCGUGCAGAUGGCGACUCCUCCAUGCUGACUGUCUCUAUGCGUCCCGCCACUGCAUUUGGAGAACGCGACACAGUCUGCAUGGGCAAGAUUGUUGCUAAUGCGCGGGCUGGUAAAGGCAAAUACCAGAUGGGUCCCGGAGGCAACUUGUAUGACUUUGUUUACGUCUCUAACUUAGUCGACGCUCACAUCCUAGCUGCUGAAGCACUUUUGAGGGCCUUCGGGCAGCCUCCCCAGCCCCAAGACGCUCGGGUAGAUGGGGAGAGCUUUAAUGUCACCAACAAUGAGCCAGUCUACUUUUGGGAGUUUCAGCGGGCCAUCGGGGCAUCCGUGGGGCUUCCAGUCAAGAAAGAAGAGAUCAAGGUCAUCCCCAUUUGGCUCGCUUUACUGAUGGCCACCAUUAGUGAGUGGACGACUUGGGUCUGGACAUGGGGAAAGCAACAACCUAAUGUCACACGCGAGGCUGUGAAGCUUACAACAAUCACGCGCACUUUGAAAGGGGAGAAGGCAAGAAGAAUUCUCGGCUACGAACCCAAGGUCAGCAUGAGCGAGGGUCUCGAAAGAGCUGAGAAAUGGUUUGUUGAAGAGGCGGCAAGGGCGGAUGACACCAGAAAGACUGUUUAG
This is a messenger RNA of Neoarthrinium moseri, 1170 nucleotides long. RefSeq lists its product as uncharacterized. Gene Ontology annotation, molecular function: 3-beta-hydroxy-Delta5-steroid dehydrogenase (NAD+) activity. The record is from RefSeq and is a predicted model, not a curated record. NCBI's taxonomy places the organism in Eukaryota, Fungi, Ascomycota, Sordariomycetes, Amphisphaeriales, Apiosporaceae. Bases 1 to 1170 code for a protein of 389 amino acids. The transcript has 2 exons. Gene Ontology annotation, biological process: steroid biosynthetic process.